AUGACGUUUACCCUUCUUUUUCUUACGUGCAUGUUAUAUUACUGUAACGCUGUUUGCCGCCUUGAAGAGUGUUCACAGUGGUUUCUUCGAGUUAAACACUACGAUACACUGACUCCUGGCAGUAACGAGCCCUAUUGCCAGGCAUUAUUUACGUACCUUAAAUGCCUUAACGACACAACUGUUGAGUGCCGCGGUAAUUUACAGCUCUAUACAAAUCUUUUCGCUAUGAGGAAACAGUUUCGGGAUUUCGAAUGUGCAACUUUUAAGACACCGACUGAAGCGAAUCGAUGCAACUUCCUCCCGAAAUCACCUCGAUCAAAAAUAAGAAUGUGUUCAUUAUUCGGAGAUCCACAUUUGCAACGCUUCGAUGGCAUUAUGCAGUCCUGUACAGAAGAGGGAGCUCGACCUUUAAUCGAUAAUAGACAUUUCCUUGUUCAAGUAACAAAUGCAAACAUUCGAAAUGAGCCAUACACGACAGCGGUGACCAAGAUAACACUACUUAUCCGCAGUCAUAAUUGCACCCGAUCGCUUCACUACGAAGCAGCAUCAGAAGAAGAGACUCUGCCAACUUCAUUUGUGGACGGAGCAACUAGUUAUAAGACAGAAGAUGGUCGCACUGCUGUUGAGAUCAUUGCUCGUGGUAACUACGUAGAGAUCGCAAUGCACCAUAUCCACUCCAACGUACACAUACGAAGAAGGGGACCCUAUCUCAGUGUUUCUGUUAUAGUGCCUGAAAAUUUACAGGGGACCUCCGCAUCAUCCGAAACGUUGUGCACUACGGGGUGUCGAAAUCAAUCGAUAAUUGCCAUCGAAAAAGCUCUGGUAGCUCCUAAUCGGUAUGCAAAAUGUUACGCUCGAAAGCUGCAUGUACCAAUUAAACUUGCUAUUGAUCGAUGUCGCACUGUGAAUGUGACCGAUCAGUACUUUGAUGCAUGCGUAUUUGAUCUUAUGCUUACAGGAGACGAGUACCUUGUGGCAAUGGCACGUGACGCACAAUCAGAUGUACAAUCUUUGAUGCCCCAUCUGCGUUGGAUGUUCUCUGGACGUCGUGACGUCAUUACCUACAAUGAGGAUCUCAACAACUCAUUCGCUAAUUGCAUACCGUAUUCCUCGAGCACACAGAGUUAUUCCUCCAUAUGUGUGCUCAUUGUCCUGUUCAUUCUUGCUUCCACAUCAUAG
Molecule: messenger RNA, 1179 nt
Organism: Necator americanus (New World hookworm)
Lineage: Eukaryota; Metazoa; Nematoda; Chromadorea; Rhabditida; Ancylostomatidae
Exons: 10
Coding region: 1-1179 (392 amino acids)
Biological process (GO): BMP signaling pathway
Cellular component (GO): plasma membrane
Molecular function (GO): coreceptor activity
Source: RefSeq, a predicted model, not a curated record